AUGUCAUCUGGGCAGGUUUCUGGUGCAAUCUUCACGCUCUUCCUGUCUAAGCGGGCGCAUCCACAGCAAUCCAUCUUGAUGGAAGGGGAGCAAAACAAUGAGAGUGUUUCUCCACGCUCAAUCGAUCCUUAUACCGAUCUUGGCUUCGACCAAUUUGCCAAAAUAAUCAACUGGGGCGAUACGUGGACGCUCGAGGAGGUUGCCACCGAUGAUCAUCUAGCCACUCUUGGUAGACCUUUGUUACCGCUCGAGUUCAUCUCUAACAUGUACGAAAGUCUGGAGCAGCAGCAGCAGAUUGAAGGCCACAUGCGCGUGCCACUGAAGAUCGAAAGUGGCUUUCGCACGAUGGAAACGAUCUGUCCAUCCGAGCCGAUUCUCGCAGAGGGGCCUACGCCGGAUGAUGCACAAAAAUCAAGAGGCGCAAGGAAGGACGUUCUCCUCGAGGAUAUUCUAUCCGCAGGUCCAUAUGUCUUCAAAUCCGACGAAGAAAAGGACCGUCCACUCAAAGAGACCUUUGCCAAGAUACACGAUCGGUCGCUUCUGCGGCGCGAAUACCUGCUGUAUCUGGCUAGUCGUGGCAUCGGCACGCUCUACGCUACUUCGCAGGCCGGAAUUGACGCCUUUGUGCCGUUCAAUGAUCAUCGUUAUGCGACGACGAUCAAUCCAUCAUUACUGGAUGACAUGGAUCCCUACGACCUGGGGCUUUUCAAUGAGGAGGGGGACGCAAAUGUGCCCAUCAUCCGGAUUGUUUUCGCAUUAGCAGGUCGCACGACAUUCCUCACAGCCAGAUCCCCUCUGUCUCCUUCGACUCGAAAGGAGAAGUCAGAGGCUUUGAAGAGGUCUGCUCCAUCAGCACCAGACACCUCUUUGACAAUAGGACCGAUGUUGACGGGCCCAUACCAGCCGCCUACCUCAGAGUCUCUUGACCAAGAGGCCAAGGAGUCGAGAAGGUUCACUGCUUAUGACAUCUGGUGCUCAGGCUUGACGAGCGAAAUCUAUGCGCCGAUCACUCAAGAAAGCGAGAGUGUUUGGGCGGAUUCGUUGAAGACAUCUAAGCGCUGGAAGGAGCCUAUGUACGAAACUGGAGAUGAGACGAACGAUCGGUUGCGAAAGGCGUAG
Messenger RNA from Heterobasidion irregulare TC 32-1, 1119 nucleotides. RefSeq lists its product as uncharacterized. Lineage: Eukaryota; Fungi; Basidiomycota; Agaricomycetes; Russulales; Bondarzewiaceae. The coding region runs from base 1 to 1119 and encodes 372 amino acids. The transcript has 4 exons. The record is from RefSeq and is a predicted model, not a curated record.